UUUCCCCACGUAUCGCACGACCGCUGCAGAGCACUCAUCGCAGGAACACCGCCAGAGCUACACAGUGACCGACAGAUUUCGCAUUUCGGCCAAACCAGGAAAGGUGUACAUGGCCCACGAAAUGACAUAUUCCUGUACGCCUGGAUGCACUCCACACCGUGCUGCUGCCUUAUUGAAGCUUGAUGACACGCCUAACUGUAAAAUUACUAUGGGAUUUACACCUGUCGGAGGCCGCUGCUCACAGUACAAGUCAUACCUUUCCUCGGGCAGCUCUGCAACAGCGAUAACGCAUCGUCUUAUGCACUGGGUAAUCUACUGCGAGUUCAACGACGGUAAAUCCUUCGAAAUCGAAGCGCUGGAAGUCCAGGGCAAUCUCACGCCUUAUAUGAGACCUGUUGGGAGAGUAAAGCUUCCGCGUGACAAGGUUUGUCUAGGAGUCCACAAACGGAGUUUCGAUGAUGUCUCGAAGGCCUUUCAUGCCUUAAGCUUCAUCGAAAAGUAUCAUGUUGUAGAGAACAACUGCCAGACGUGGGUAGUGGCUCUCCUUGAAGAACUUAAGCUUCCGCUUCCCGAAGAAGUUAGGACAAUAGCCAAGACGAUUCAGGAGAUAUUCUCUCGCAACGGCAAAGGAAAAGGAUACGACUUUGUUGUACAAAAAGUUCGAAGUUCUUAUGAAUGUUUAAUGAGGCACCGCGAAGAAAGUGCUCCAGAAGAGAUGAAAGAGGACUACACCAGUGUUGAGGACGACAACAGGAAUAAUGAGAGCAGAAUUUGCCUUCUCGAUCUGGCUCCGCCUGAACAGAGAUAGGGAAAGGAUGCAAAGAAACGCAAGGAGGCCAAGGAGGGGCAAUUCCGGUUGGCUAUCUUGCACGGGCACAAGGAGUAAGGGGAUAGAAAAAGAAAGAAAGCAGUAGCGGGAGCAAGAAAGAUAGCAUACCCAUGAAUUCUGGACAUGCGCUCAGUUCCCGUUUUCGGCACCACCAGACCUAUCGACCUUAAUGUCUUGAAAUUCGCGCUAACACGUAUGCCAUGACAUACAACUAAAGAAAACACAAUAAAAUGAAGCACGCCCUGAAACUGUUGCUUCACCUCGGUACUUGAAAACGAGCGCGCUUAUGCAUCAGCCUUAUCUUGAAGACGACCUGCUACUUGCUCGACUGGAAAUGAAUCGACGGUUUUGCGAGAGACUUCGGCCAGACAGCUCGUCGGCAUUCCAGAUGAGAUGUCUGGCCGAAAUGACGGCUACCGCAAAGCUUCCGGUGGGUUUCCUUUCUUAACAGUUUUUUCAUAUUAUUUGUGCAUUGCUGCCGCCGCGGGCUUGCGUAUAGUCAGCGUUAUGUUUCGUGGAUUUCCUAUUGAAGCGGUGUGAUGUAUUAAGAGGAAGCUUUAGCUCGGGUCUAUCUUCGAUGCCGGCUCCUCAGAUCCAUGUAAAACGCAUGAAUAAUUUUAUGAGUAAACCGCUCAGCUGAUCUGAAUGAGAAUUGUUGCAUUUAAUGGAGAAAGGUAAAUAACAGUGAUUGGCGCAAUAAUUUGGUUUAGGUCAUGGCAGUAUUGACAAGAAUUGUCACAAAUCGGUAAAUCUGAAAAAAAAAAAGUGCGAAGUUUACAAAUCCGUUAGUUAGCAUCGAAAACAGAUAUCGCUUCUCUAUAAACUGCAUCCCUUGGAGCAUCUCAAUCGAACAAAUUUGAGGUGUAAAUUUAUGACUAAGUAAAAUCUUUACAAUUCUUGUAAA
Dermacentor andersoni is the source of this 1733-nucleotide messenger RNA. RefSeq lists its product as uncharacterized. The record is from RefSeq and is a predicted model, not a curated record. Lineage: Eukaryota; Metazoa; Arthropoda; Arachnida; Ixodida; Ixodidae.